AUGCCGACACCCCCUGCUGCAAGCAUAGCCUCAGUGGCUACAACGGCUAGUUGCUUCGACGUCUUCAGACAAAAGCUAUACAUCAGAGGCGUGCUGGGCAAAAAGAAUGACCGUGCGCCCGAUGGACGGCCCUACAGCAUGCGCAAGUGGACCCGCUGGUAUGUCGAGCUGAGGGGGCCGGUGCUGGUGUUCUGGAAUCUUUUGGACACCCAGCUUUCAGCCUAUCUCGAGGACAUCACUUCCAUUGUCGAUGGCCGCGUCCGGCCCGGAUCGCCCGAGUUUGAGCGCACCGUCGGACACAUAAAGAACAUCGUGCUCAAGCCCAGCUUCAUCAACAUCACCGACGCAGCCUGCGCAAUCGUGGGCAAGCUUAAAAAGCGCGACAGUGUGUGGACUUUGCACUCGUCGGGUGCCAACCGCUUCUACAUGCAGGCUGUCGACGACCGGGCGAUGAACGAGUGGGUGCGGGCUGUGCGUCUGGGGUGCUUCGAGGCGGCUAAACUGUACGAAUACUACACAGCAGCGCUCAUUAACGAACGCUACGCAAACAUUCUGUCAGCCCAGCGCCCGAGCGAGUACCACGUCCAUGUGCGCUUUUCGGGGACCAACGAUUGGGUGCCCUGCACGAUGGUUUUGUCGGGAAACCCAGCGCAGAUCACCUUUUGCUCCGAGGAAACGCAGGCGCAGAUUGCCGCGGUGAAGAGCCCUCGCUACUCGUACUCUAUCUACCCAGAUAGCAUUGACAAGGUCGACAGCGCGAUGAUCGCAAAGUUCGAGGGCGACUGCGACGUAGACAGUUCGCUGCUGCCCAACCUUGAGGAUACCGACGGAGAGCGCGACAUUGCACCGCUAAAUUCACGCGAUCACGGAUCGUACGCCCUGGUUAUCUUCCAAAGCGCGGUCGAUAUGGCCUCUGCGCUGGUGGAGGUGGCGGCCCACGGGCGCAUGUACAACAUGCCCAGCAGCUUUGCGCCUGACUUUAUCCCCGAGCGCCAGAAUCUCUACCUGUCGCUGCCAGACAUUGCCGAUAAGUCGAUCGAGAUCAUGGAGCCUGUGACUGCGCGGCGCAUGCUGGAGAACCUGGCCUCAGAGCGGUGCCCCAAGACCAGCACAAUGUCUUCCGGACAGUCUGCCGAUUACUGGGCCUCCGCGUCGGCCGGAAACACCAACUUUGCGGCUGCUGUGGCCGAGACGCAGUUGCCCUGGGGAAGCGGUGCGAGCGACGAAGAGUCCGAGAUUCCUAUUGCUGUUAACAAGAAGCGCGAGAGUAUUGUCCAAGUGGCCGGCAAGAUUCUGGGCUCAAAGACAGCAAAGUCCGAGCCCGAGGCUGUGUCUGAGCCCGAGCAGCAGAAACGCGGCUUCCGGUUUUUGCAAAAGAGCGGCAAGAGCAAGGAUGAUGGCAAGCGUGAUUCCAGCAUUCUGCUCAAGGAGACUGCGGCCGCAAGCACUAACGCUAACGCGGGCGCCAAGCACAUCAAGCGUCAGAGCAAGAGCAGCUCAAACUCCACGACGACGUCAAACAAGGACAGUCACCAUGCGCCCACAUCAGAGAGCCUGUCGCAUGCGUCCACUGCACCGUCUCUGCCAACUCCCGUUUCGUCGACCGCAAUGCACGGCACUUUUGGCGACGAUGCGGCUGAGGCCAUUGGUAACCUAAAAAUCGUUGACUCUUUGCUGCCCGGGAGCGAGCAGCAGAGCAGCUUGCCCGUGCCGCGGCAGCUGGCUGACUCAGACACUGACUCGGAUGGCGACGCGCCGCUGGGCAACAUCAUUCCAAGACUGGCGCAGAGCAUGGGAGCGGCUUCUGGCAUGACUAUGCUCCAGCAGCAACAUCAACAGAAUAUCCUUCAGCAACAGCACAUGCAGAUGCAGAUGCAGAUGCAGAUGCACCGGGCUUCGGCAGCAAUUCCAGGAAUGGUUGGACCGGCGCAAAUGAUGGCCAUGCAGCAGCAGCAGCAGCAACAGCAGCAGAAUAUGAUGCAAAACCCGCAGUCAAUGUACGGUGCGAUGCCUAAUGUAAACAUGGCCCAUAUGUUUGCGCAGGACCCGAACCAGAUGAUGAUGGCUGGUGGCGGCAUGCCGGUGCCAUUCCAGGGCGCGGCCACAAUGCGCGGUCGGCCAAACACGUUCAUGGAUCCAGCGGCAGCCAUGUGGGGCCAGCAGCAGGGCGGCAUGGGUAUGGGUAUGGGCAUGGAUUCUGUGGGCGGGCCCCUGCUGACGGUCGAUAAGAAGACCGACCCUAUAGAGCGCCCGAUAGGGCUGGUCGGCGCAAUCGCCAAUCGCGAGCAGAUGAAGAGCGAGCAAAAGUACCGCGACUCGAGCAGUCUCAUGAAGGAGCGGCAGAUGCGGCGCAACCAGGCAAUGGGGAUGAACAACCAGGUCUUUUCUCAGCAGCCGGGCGCGCGGUUCGGUGCUGGUGGCCAGGCUUACCCGAGCAUGUACGGCGCGCAGCAGGGCUGGGGUGACGACGCAAUGUCGAUGAUGAGCGGAAUGUCAGGACGUGCACCAUAUGCGCAAGUCGCGCCGUCGCUGUCUGCCGAGCAGCUCUCGGGUGGGCCUAUGCGCGGGACAAUGUUUGGCAUGCAGCAGCCAUUGUCGGCGCAGAUCGGCGGUAUGAGCAACGAUGAAGAUGACGUGGCGCUGUCUGUAUAUGCCGGUGGCCGCAUGUCUGUGGCUGCACCCGACGUGCAUCCGCUGAGAGCGGCGAUGCAGUCGGGUAUGUCUCUGUCGACGCCCCAGCUGGUGGGCGGGAUAAGCCCCUACGCACAGCAACAGCAACAGAUGCAAAUGCAAAUGCAGAUGCAGAUCCUGCAGCAGCAGCAACAGAUCCAGCAAAUGCAGCACCAGCUGCAGCCGCCCAAUGCGUUUAGUCAGAACCACCAGCGCCAGCUGUCGGCGGGCGGCUCUGUAUCUGCGCCGGCGGUAUUGCCUCACAGUAACACUAUGCCUGCGGGAAACUCACGGCACUCACUGGUAUCGUCGAACUCGGGCUCAGGCAGCGGGUCGUCUGGUAACUCGUCGUCAUUGGCGAUCCAGAACCGCCUGCCGGCCAGCCGCUGGGUCAAGGAGGCGCCGAAUGCGCGCGCUGACUUCAAGUCGAGCACCAUGCCGCGGACCCACGGCGCCUCGAGCAAUGGGAACUCUCGAAUGAAUAGCUCCUCGAUCUAUGCGCUGCCUGGGCGCAGCUCAGUCGUGCGCAUCGCUGAACCUGUCAAAACAGCUGCACGCACGCAGGCGUAUAACGCUCGGUACACCAGUGAGGAUGACGACGAUAGCGAGGAGGAGAGCGAGGAUGGUGACUCUUAUGGCGGAUAUGGCAAAGACAAGAUGUCGAAGGAACUCAAGCAAUUCUUUAAUGCUUUCGCUGACAAGUGUCUGGACAUCAAGCCCUAUGCGUGGGUCGACUUUACCGUGGCAUUUGAUGCGUAUAAGAGCUUCUGCUCGCGCAACGGUAUGAGUGGGAAGGAUGUGGCUACGAGCUCGCAGUUCCAGGACCUGAUGAGUACGGCUGAGUGGCAGCUCAAGACCAGGGAUACUGCCCAUGCAAAGUUGAGGUUUUUCAAGCUUGACAAGUACAUCGAGUAUAUUUUGGAAGUGCGCAAGGCGGAGCCCAUCCUCAACGAGUUCUAUCAGAACACCAUGACUCGGCAUUAUGACAUUACCGCCAAUGGUGCUGAGUUGUUCAUCCCGCCACAUUACAAGCUCAAUUACCUUGCAUACAAAACCCUCCAGAAGAAGGCUGAUGCGAAAACUAUGCUGCGGAGACGCCUUCCAAGUUCAGUCAAGAUCCUGUUUAAGAAAGGAUGGGUGCAUAGUCAAAACCCAAGCGACAGAUAUCUCUGUGGCACAGCCUAA
Messenger RNA from Kickxella alabastrina, 3855 nucleotides. RefSeq lists its product as uncharacterized. The transcript has 2 exons. NCBI's taxonomy places the organism in Eukaryota, Fungi, Kickxellomycota, Kickxellomycetes, Kickxellales, Kickxellaceae. The record is from RefSeq and is a predicted model, not a curated record. The coding region runs from base 1 to 3855 and encodes 1284 amino acids.